GGGGGUAGAAGCUAUUAUUAGCCACCGGAACGUCCCGAAUUCCGUUGAAAAUGACCUAAUUUCGCAGAUGCCGGUUCCUAUUUGUGUUCUCGAACUCUGUCUAUCAGCCAACUCAAUGAGCCCCUCCUACUUUAGCAAUUGACGUCACCAUUGUCUGACCUUUUCCCCUUACAUCAGCAUCUCCUCAAGGUUUGGCUACAUUAUUGAUUGAUCUAGACGGCGUUCACAUUGGAGAAACCUUGAUGUGUUCUGAUGAACGCAGAGCACGUAACUAGAUCUACGUCUUGUGUGGAUUUCUAAUCAAGCUUAGCAUUUCGUUUCGUCAAUAUUGACAUCGUUGUGAAGAUUGCGUCAUCCUAUGUCUAUCAGCUUGGUCAUAACAGUGAUAACUUAAUCCAAAGUGCCGGUAAAUCUAGACAACUCUAUAAUAUAUGCUUAAGCAAAGUCCACCAAAAAUGGCACCUACCACUAAAGCUAGCGUUUGUGUCACACAAACUAGAAAGACACCAAAGAAACGAUUACAAAGCGAAGACAAAACAGUAGAAAAUAUAUUAAAACCAUUAGACCUAACAGAUGAACAUUAUAAAAAAGUCAUGCAAUUAAUGCACAAUGAUAUUGUAAAGGGUUUAACACCAGAAACUCAUGCUAAAGCUAACAUCAAAUGUUUUCCUACUUAUGUACGGACAGUUCCAGAUGGGACAGAAUCUGGAGAUUUUCUAGCUCUUGAUCUGGGUGGAACAAAUUUUAGAGUUCUUCUCAUCAAUUUAAAUGGUCAAGAGGUUACAAUGGAAAGUAAAAUUUUUCUUAUUCCACAUCACAUUAUGGUUGGCUCAGGAGCUCAACUGUUUGACCACAUUGCUGAUUGCAUUUUCAAAUUUAUGACUGACCAUAAGCUUCAGGAUCGCCAUCUACCAUUAGGCUUUACUUUUUCCUUUCCAUGUCGACAAGAAGGAUUGGACAAAGCUAUCUUAACAACAUGGACGAAAGGGUUUAAGUGUGAAGGGGUCGAAGGACAUGAUAUUGUACAAUUAUUACAUGAGGCCAUUGAGCGUAGAGGGGAUAUGCAAAAUGUGAAAUGCUUGGCAGUUAUUAAUGAUACUGUUGGUGCCCUCAUGUCUUGUGCUCAUAGUGAUCGACAGUGUGCUGUUGGACUUAUUUUAGGCACAGGAACUAAUGCUUGCUACAUUGAAAGUUUGAGUGAAGUGAAGACUUGGGAUGGAGAUUUCAAUGAACCAAAACAGGUUCUAAUCAAUACAGAAUGGGGUGCAUUUGGUAAUGAUGGCUGCUUAGACUUUAUUCUGACUGACUUUGAUAAAUCAAUUGAUAAGCAUUCCAUUAAUCCUGGAAAACAAAUCUAUGAAAAAAUGAUCUCUGGCAUGUACAUGGGAGAGAUAGCUCGACUUGCUAUUGAACGAUUGAGAAAACACAAUCUUUUAUUUGAUGGAGAAGGGUCCUACCACUUAGCUACCCGUGGAAGGUUUUAUACAAAAUAUGUUUCUGAAAUAGAAGGAGAUAAUGUUGAUGGUUUUAAAGUUACUAAACAAAUCUUCGACGAACUUGAUCUAACAUCACAUACCGAACAGGACUGUAGAUUAGUCAGACAUGUAUGUAGUCUGGUCUCAAAAAGAGCUGCUUACCUGGCUUCUGCUGGUAUUGCUUGCCUUCUCAAUAAAAUGAAUAGAAAAGAGGUAACUGUUGGUGUGGAUGGAUCAUUAUAUCGUUUCCAUCCUUUUUUUCAUGAUUUAAUGAUGGAAAAAACCAGAGCAUUAGUUCGGCCUGACAUUUCCUUCAAACUGAUGUUGUCACAUGAUGGCAGUGGGAAAGGAGCUGCACUUGUUGCUGCUGUAGCCAACAGACUCUUAGAAGAAAGUCACAAAGAAGAAGAUGAACUGAAAACUGUCAAGUCAGUUAAUUCCAAAACGAAUUGAUUCUAAUGUCUGUAUGAUAAAAUUGAGUUGUCUGUGGUAUCUCUAGUUAGUCUAUUCAAGUGUACAUUACAUUGUAUUGAAUUCAUAAGCUCCAUUGUAAGUGUUCAUUCAUCCAACUAUUUAUUUCAUAUUAAUGCUGUCAUCUAUUGACAUUUAAACUAUGUAUAUUGGGAUUAUACAAUAUUUUUUUUAAAUCAACGCUUGAAAAAAAUUUGAAUGUCAAAAUUUACAAAUAAUAUUUUAUUAUGUUACAUGCCACAAUUCAUAGUCACAAAAAAAAUCUUACGUUAGAAAAGUAUUUUAAAUACUGUCAAACCUCAGUUUAGAAAUGACUGUAAAGUUUGAAAAUGACUGAGAAAAGUAUUUUAAAUCCCAUCAAAUGACAGAGUUAGCAAGAUGAGCAACAAUGAGCAAAUCAUACUAGCAGGGUCCUGACAUACAAGUAGUUGUAGCAUUGAUCAGUAGUGCAUUACUGACUUGCUAUUUCUCACUGCUUUGAGUUAGUUGCAUAAGAGAGGAGGUGCUCUCAUGGAAUGUCAGCAUUGACAUUUUUUUUUUUCAUUUUUUAUGCAAGAUGAAAAUGUUGAGCCCCCAUGUCUUUUUCCUAGUAAUCUUAAUAAGUCAAGAAAACCAACAUUUCAAAGUUGUGCUGUUUGUAAGAACAGGAGGAAUGCUGUCUGAUAGUCCAUUGGAAAUGAAUGGUGAAGUUCCAAAUUUCUUCAGUAAUUACUAUAGAUAAUUAAUAAAAACUAAGUCUACAAUGUUUGAAGAUAUUUUAACUAGUACAUUUGUUUUAUUAUAUUAUAUAGGAUUAUUUUAUUUGACCUUUGCCAAAUUUUGUGUAGACUUUAAAAGAGUAACUUCAGCUUGACUGUAAAAUUACAAAUGUUUACAAAUGCUAAAUGUUCAGUGCUCAGGAUUUGUUGAGCAAAUGCUUUGCUGGGUAAACAAAAGAACAAACAAAUGAGUUCAGUAGUUAGGCAGGAACUGUCAAGUUACUUUAGCUGAAAUGAAUUGAACACACUGAAAUUAUUUGGCCAAGUAGAAUGUAACAUAAAGGAAGAGUUCAGAAAAGGUUACUAGGAGUCAAAUUGCUUAAACAUGAUAAAACAGAUUAAAAAAAGAAAGCGAAAUGAAAAUAUACAUGAGUCUUGAUACAAUAAUGUAGACAAAGAUUCCAGUGAAAUUGUGUAAGGAUAUUUUGUGUGAAACAUUCUUUUCAACUCUUAUUAUGGAGAACUAUAAACUCAAGAAAUACACUUGUAGUGCAAACUAUAAUUAUAGUUCAUGCUGACACUGUGAGGUUUGACUGUGUUUCAUAUUUAAAAUUCAUUUUUUUUUAAAGAAAUUAUAAAAUAAUUAAGGCAUGAUAGAUCAUAAUUGUCUACAUUUUGAAUUUGACAAAGUUUUUUGAAUACUAAAAUUAUUAAUGAGCUUGUACAGAAAAAAAAAUCAUCACUUUAAAGAUUUGGCCAGAGAUGAAAUAAUGGACAAAAUGUAUUUUGAACCUGUUCCAGAUGCUCUAUUACAUUGAUAAUUAGGACCUUUCAAUUAUACCAUAUUGUAUCAACUCAUGGAAAAGACAAUUUAAAUAUUUUUUUUACUCCACACAACUGUUACUUCAGGGAAAAAUCUUCAAAGUAGUAACAAAACAAAAUUGGAAAGGGAAAUGAAAAUGUCUGAGUGGCCAAAAGUUGAUCCAUGUUUUUAUAAAUGAAAUAAAGAGAUACCAGAAUUAGAAUGUUCUUGGGUGUCAAUAAAGGGUUUCAAUUUUUUUUUUUUUUAAUUAAAAUUGUCAGAGGGAAAAAUGUUUUUGUACAAUUUGUUUCCUUAUAGUGGCUCUGUAUCAAUCUGCCUCUCUCAAAGAUAUUUAGUUCCUCUGUAUCAAUCUGCCUCUCUCAAAGAUAUUUAGUUCCUCUGUAUCAAUCUGCCUUUCUCAAAGAUUUUUAGUUCCUCUGUAUCAAUCUGCCUUUCUCAAAGAUUUUUAGUUCCUCUGUAUCAAUCUGCCUUUCUCAAAGAUUUUUAGUUCCUGUGUAUCAAUCUGCCGCUCUCAAAGAUUUUUAGUUCCUCUGUAUCAAUCUGCCUUUCUCAAAGAUUUUUAGUUCCUCUGUAUCAAUCUGCCUUUCUAAAAGAUUUUUAGUUCCUCUGUAUCAAUCUGCCUCUCUCAAUGAUCUUUAAUUCCUCUAUCAAUCUGCCUCUCUCACAGAUCUUUAGUUCCUGUGUAUCAAUCUGCCUCUCUCACAGAUCUUUAGUUCCUGUGUAUCAAUCUGCCUCUCUCAAAGAUCUUUAGUCAUUCUUUUAAGUUCUUAUUACUUUCCUGCAUCUUUCAGUCCAGUGUUAUUUGGGCAUUUAUCAGUGGCUUUUUGAUUCAACUUAAAGGCAAACAAGCAUUCUAUAAAUUUUUUUGGGGGUCAUAUUUUGUUUCAUUAAUUCUGCCAUCCCUUUCUUAUGUUUGAAAUAUAAAAGCAUUAAUAGGUUAACAUUUUUGUUAGUGCCAUUAUAAUGGAAGUAGCUAAAGAAUAAAAAAAUUUUUUAUAAUGCUUCAUUGCCUAAUUGGUAAAUAUUAGAAUAGGAAGUUGUUUCUGCCCUGACAUUGCAUUAAAUUUCUAAUUUGCUUUGCGUAUUAGUAUCAGGUUAACAAUUUAUUCCUCAGUCUUCUAAAAUAGUGCAAUUUAGGUGUGCCUGUACUUUAUCCUUUCACUUAUUUUUGUUUCUUUUGUCAUGACCAUGUCUUUUCUACUCUGUUAUAGUCAUCUUUCUCAAACUUAGUCAUGACCAUGUCUUUUCUACUCUGUUAUAGUCAUCUUUCUCAAACUUAGUCAUGACAAUGUCUUUUCUAUUCUGUUAUAGUCAUCAUUCUCAAACUUAGUCACUGUUAUAUUCUGCAUCCUACUCAAAUUUUGCAGAUCAAUACCAAACUUUUUUUUACUGCCAAGGAUAUCUUCAACUCAUGUUUGUAUUAACAUAUUCAUGCAUGCACUAAUAUCAAACAAUUUUUUACUCUAUUUUUAAGAUUUUUGUUAAUGCAAAUCGACUAUAUUAAAUCAUUAGUUUUAACUUUUUUUCUGUAGCUACCACCUUAUGACAAAAGAAGUUUUUGACUAGAAUAAAAGAAAUAUCUCAACUUAUAGUGUUAAUCUAAUAAGCUUGUGACAUAAAGAGGAAACUGACUGUUGAAGUUUUGAGGACAAAAAUGUUGACACAUUAAAAAUAAGUAUUAAAAUAGGAUCAAAGUUUGUCUCUCCUGGCAUUUUCAUACCUUUCCACUCCACAAUGCAUUUCAUUUUUUUUUUGUUACAUUAUACUUUUGUAAUUAUCUUUUUUUUAUUUUUUUUUCCAAAAUAUUUUCUCAAUAAUGUCAGGAAAUUUAAACUAUACAAGCUAAUUUCCUAUAAUUAACUGAUUUUUUUAUUUAUCAUUUAAAAACAAUUUUUGCUUCAUUACAUUUUUCUUAAACUAGAACAUUUUGCUAUGAAAACCAAAUUUGAUAAUUUAGAAUUUAGCUAGAUUUAUGUAUGCUUUGAAGUAUUUUGCUGGCAUCAAACAGUUUUGCAAUGUAUCAUUUCUUACAAAAUAGGGUCAAGGUGCUUUAAAAGAUAUUCUCUCCAUGUGUUGCAAAGUUUUUUGUAAAACCUACAAAUAUAAUUAGACAAAAAAUUGUUUUUAAAAAGUAUUUUCUACCCAGCUUUCUGUGUAGUCUGACUGUGCAUUAUAAGAUCAGGUAUUAAAGAUUAUACAUCAUUUCUUUUGAGAUACAGUUUGUUUCUAUUUGUGAUAAAAAGAGCUACUUGUUCCAAGAGAAGGACCAGACAUUUAUCUUCAUUGUGAUUAGGAUCAGCUGUGUUGAGUGAGUUCCCAUGUAAUGACAAUGUUGAGCCUAGUAAUGAAGUUUGAAUCUUCACAUUGGUACUGCUAGUUGAGCAUGGACAGUUUGUAUUCUCACUUGGAUGUUCUCAUGCUUGGGAAAAGGUCUUUCAUAAUUUAUCAUUCUCUUCCUUUGAGUUAGAACAAACUAUUUGACCAUUGAGAUUCAAUGAAUAAAAGGAUAUUCUUAUUUUGAGUAAAUUGCUGUAUAAAUUAUUUUUUUUAACAGAAGUUUUUGCUUUAUUCUGUUUGUAAUAUUUUGUAGUAAGUCUGAGGAAAGUGAACAGAACAUUGACAUGAUUGAAAUUAAAACUUAGCUUCCAAAUGGAUUCAUUGAGGAAAGUGAACAGAACAUUGACAUGAUUGAAAUUAAAACUUAGCUUCCAAAUGGAUUCAUUGAGGAAAGUGAACAGAACAUUGACAUGAUUGAAAUUAAAACUUAGCUUCCAAAUGGAUUCAUUGAGGAAAGUGAACAGAACAUUGACAUGAUGGAAAUUAAAACUUAGUUUCCAAAUAGAUUCAUUUGCUGCAAGCAUUUUUUUGUGCAUGACUGCAGAUACAUAAUUGUCUUCAUAUUGAGAAAACCUUUUGAAAUUGAUGUUUGAAGUUUUUAUUUUGUUUAAAUGAAACAAAAAUCAGAUUAAUAAAUAGUAUGUUCUUAUGUUAUGUGAGGUUUAAAGUUUUUUCUUUAUGCAUAUUAGUAUGAGGCUCUUAUCCAUUCAAACAGUUUGGUUUCAAUCCUUUCUAAAUAUAUGUCAUUACAAUGUUUGGGUAGAGAAUGCUUAGAAUAAGAUUGAUAUGAAUGAUAUUAUCUGUAUCUUCUGAAUUGGUUCUCUUCAAUUCGCUGAUUUUAUAGUGAAGUCAAAUCAAAUUUAGAAACAUUAAAUAUUUCUGUUAAUUCAACCCCCCCCCCCCUCUUUUUUUUUUUUUUAAAUAAUGCAUUGAGCCAUAAAUUGAUUUCAAUAUAGGAGAGUGUUAUCUCUAGAUCUUUCAUUAAAACUAUUUUUUUUUUUUUUUUUUUUUUUUGCAAAAUUUUUGUGAUAGCUAAUACACAGAUCUUAUACCUUCCAAUGAUGCUAGCCACCAUGUUUUUACAACUAUUAUUUAAUUCUUGUACAAAAUGUUUUUUCUUGAAACAAAACAUGUUGAGACUCUAAAGCUGAACAAAUUAUUUAAAGAAAUUAUGAAACCAAUUUUCUGACAAACAAAAUUGAAUUAGAUCUUAUUUUGUAUUACGUUAUGAGCAUUAGUGUGCUAUGUAGAAGACUUCAGCGCCAAUCUCACAUCUCAUGUCAUAGUUUUAAAUUUGACAUAGCGCCCAUAUUUUUUGUUUUUUUUUGUUCAGACCAAAACCUGAUUUGUUCAAGUAUUAGUUCAAAUCCAUCAUAAUAUUGACCGAACGAAAAUAGCCAUCAAUACAUAUCAUAUCUGUAUGUAUCAAAUAAAAGUAGAUAUAUUUUUAUUUGUCUGUGCAUUUCUUCAUUGUGUUUUGCUGAACCCACUGGUUCCCUUAGUAACAUUUGUUUCAAGCUUACAACUUAGUUUAAACAAAAAUCAAUCCGUCUCAUGCACUACUUCACAAUGUUUAGGCUUGACUCAUGUUUACAUCUAUGAAUGUUGAGUGUACACUGUGUGAGUUGGCUGCUACUUUUUGCAAUAUCAAAAUUCAGAUGAAUUAUUCUGUACUAAGGAUAUAAUAAUGAAUUAAUUCACUUUAGAGCAAUAUUUGCUUCUCUUUGACAUUUGAUUCUAAAUAUCAUGAAUUUCAUAUUUAUUGAUUGUUGUUGUUUGUUUUUUUCCACUUUUCAGCUCUAUUUAGUUUCAACACAUUUCUUUAUCUCUUAGAUUGAAGGGCAGAACUUUGUUGUGUGUUGGUCAGAAUGUUUGUUGCUAUUUUAACUAGUGUCUCACUUGAGUAGGAAACAAAAUUUUAUGAAACCUACACAAAAUAUGAUUUCACUUCAAGAAUAUAUGCUUCAAUUUAAAGGAUAAUUUUUAUAGCAUUGUUUAAAAUUUUACUAAUUUAAUUUUUUUAAAUGUCUAGAUAUAACCUUUUACUAGUUCAUGUUUGCACUCUAUACAGGACUGACAUUGAGUCUCAUUUUCUCAUCAAUUUACUUACUGUGGAGGUGUACUUUAGUUUUAAAGUUGGUCUCUACAAGUUUACAUUGGAUUCUAUCAAGAUUUGUUCUUUUUAUAUUGUUUUCAAUGUCAUUCAUUUAUUGAUUUAUAAUGAUGCAAAAUGUUUUGUCUGAACUCUUCAUGCAUGCAUGCUACUUUAGAUGCCUUCUGUUACAUAGCCCUCUCUUUUGGUGUAAAUAGGUGAUAGGAUUUUACCAGUGGUGUAUAGAGUUUUUAAAGAAACUUGAACAUAUAAAUACAAUGAAAAAUUAUUCUGACAUGUAUGAAGACAAAGUAUAGAAACCUUCUUUUACAUUUUAGAUCGGAUUAAAUGGACUAGAAUUA
Messenger RNA from Biomphalaria glabrata, 8258 nucleotides. RefSeq names its product hexokinase-2-like. The coding region runs from base 432 to 1928 and encodes 498 amino acids. Lineage: Eukaryota; Metazoa; Mollusca; Gastropoda; Planorbidae. Gene Ontology annotation, molecular function: fructokinase activity; ATP binding; mannokinase activity. The transcript has 11 exons. The record is from RefSeq and is a predicted model, not a curated record. Gene Ontology annotation, cellular component: mitochondrion; cytosol. Gene Ontology annotation, biological process: glucose 6-phosphate metabolic process; glycolytic process; intracellular glucose homeostasis.